AUGUUUCUAAGGCGCCUGAUCUGGAUGUCAACCUCCAGUGUACGCCAACUUACGCUGCUAGCCGCUUCUGCUUGGCGCAAUAUGCUGUUUCUUAAGCCCUUCAAGAUCCGAACAAACGUUGUCCUUCGUGAAAUGAAACGAAGGAAACUCAUACAAAAGAUGAUAGAGGAUCUGAAUGUGUCAAACGAAGAUGCUGGUGUAAUUUUUAAAGAUAGGAUUGUUUCGGAAAUUAAAAUUCAUACUAGCACACGGCAUGACAUUGUAUCCUACCUCUUCGAUGGAGUGCCACUGGCUUUCCUGUACGAAGACCUCAUGAUGCCUGAUGUGAUCCGGGACGGACCCCUUGGGGGUCACGUAAACUCACUGCAAAAAUCAUCCAUUUGCUCUGUAGCCGCAAUUCCGGAGAAAGCAGCUCACGGUAAAUGUUCUAAACCACUUGCUGUCGGCAUCUGUAAUAUGAGUGCAACUGAAUUUGGAGCUGCUGGUGAUAAAGACAAGGCUAUUCUGAUCCUUCACACAUCCCGAGACAAGCUCACCGAGCUCUGCCCCCCUCACCUCCUGGCAUCUUACAAACUUAUGGACAAAAUUGAAGUCAAUUACAACAUCGAACCCGUUAGCCCAAAUGAGGUGCUUUUUAACGAAGCUACAACCGAAGAUGGUUCCUCUGAGCUUGAUGGUGAUGAUUUGCUAAUGCUCUGCUUCCUACGCGCCCUCUGCUCGUUGAAGCCGACUGAUUUACCCCUUCCGGUCGGUGUUUUCCUGGAAAAGAUGGCAGCUGAAGGUAUUCUCUCUCUAGAAACCAUCGAUAUUGGGACUACACGGUUGACAGCUUUCCAGAAGGAUCAUCCCAAAUUACAGGAAUUAGAACAGGGUUUGCCUGAGCUUUCGAAAUUGAGCGGCAAUACUUGUGACAGUGACAUUUCCUUUGUCGAUUCAACGGACUCCAGGUUCGCUGUUGGCAACUUUUACUUCGGGCCGCCUGCCCUCAAGGAGGUUCGCAUGAUUACCCCCAGAAUUGCUCCCUUCUUUGCAUCUGCUGGUUACAGAAUGGGUGAUGGCAUCGAACAAUCAGAAAUUUGCCAUAUUGUCGGAGCCUAUGUCGACUCAAACAAUCUCAGAAGCGCUGGUAGUAGAGAUUUGAUCAAUGUUAACGACUUGUUAGUGUGGAUUUGCGACCCUAAUUUGCUCAAAGAAUCACCUGAAAGCACCCUUGCCGAGCCGCGCUUCCAGAUAACGUUUCAGGAUCUAAUCACCUCCAUAACUAAGGGCCUCAAAGCUGCAUAUCGAAUAACCUACCCUCCCGAAAGUGGCCUUGUACCGGUAAUUACGACGGAUAACAAAAGUCUCAAACUGAAUCUCUAUGAGACUAGACAGAGCGCAAAGGAUGUGACCCGUAUUGCCGGCCUCAGUAACUUUGGCAUCGACCCGAAGCCCUUUACUCGAUACAUUCAAACGAAGUUAGCCUGUUCCGCCAAUCUGACAGAGGAUCCCCGUUAUGGAAAUUCAGUAGUCGUACAGGCUCAGGGUCGUCAUAUCACGGCUCUCUCAAAAAUACUAACUGAGACCUUUGGUCUUUCAAAAAAGUGGAUUGAAGGAUACCAAGAAUCGGCAAAGAAGAAGUCCGGUCGGAAAUAA
Messenger RNA from Echinococcus granulosus, 1635 nucleotides. Its product is annotated as Ligatin. The transcript has 11 exons. The coding region runs from base 1 to 1635 and encodes 544 amino acids. Lineage: Eukaryota; Metazoa; Platyhelminthes; Cestoda; Cyclophyllidea; Taeniidae. The record is from RefSeq and is a predicted model, not a curated record. Gene Ontology annotation, biological process: translational initiation; formation of translation preinitiation complex. Gene Ontology annotation, molecular function: translation initiation factor activity.